Molecule: messenger RNA, 2066 nt
Organism: Aureococcus anophagefferens
Lineage: Eukaryota; Pelagophyceae; Pelagomonadales; Pelagomonadaceae
Exons: 10
Coding region: 387-1730 (447 amino acids)
Biological process (GO): protein phosphorylation
Molecular function (GO): protein serine/threonine kinase activator activity; ATP binding; protein kinase activity
Source: RefSeq, a predicted model, not a curated record
UGCCCGAGUCGGAAACCGAGGUCGUGCUACAACAAAAUGAUGUCACGGCCGAGCGUCAACAAUCGAGCAAAUCUACUUCAAGUUACGACCUGUGCCCUACUGUCCUUAUUUCCCCUUCUUUCUAUCCUUGCAGGUUCAUAUCCUCACAAGCCUGAGUUCAGUCCCAAGGUCCCCACUUUAGUAUGGUGGCGAUGCGCGACAAGUACGCCCGCUGGAUGUCGUUCUGGCCCCUCUCCUUUAGCUCCAGGCUAGGGAGAUACGAAAGACCAAGCAGACGGAAACUCAAAUUAAUUAAUUAAUGCACUCCCUCAAACCCGUGGCCAUGCGAAUCCGGCGCAUAUUCGUUGGAGCGACUCAUCGGACGUGGUGCCUUUGCGAAAGUAUACAUGGCAACAUGUCCCAGGGCAGCGAACACCGUCGAGCGCGUCGCUCUGAAGGUCAUGGACCUAGAACAGGUCACAGCAGAGAUCACUGAAAUCUCGAAAGAAGUCCAGAUGAUGCGGAUGUGUUGUCACGCAAAUGUGUUAUGUUGUCAUGCCUCGUUCGUUAGUAAGAGCGAGCUUUAUUUGGUUAUGCCAUUAAUGGAGAAAGGGUCGUGCCUUCACAUAAUGCACGCUGCCAAACAACGUGGCCUUGGAGAGGGCAUGUCAGAACAAUGGCUUGGAUACGUCCUCUUGGAGGUAUUACAUGGUCUCGAAUAUCUCCAUGAAAAUGGUCACAUUCAUCGUGACAUUAAGGCAGGCAACGUGCUUCUCGACCCAGCAGGAAAUGUCGCACUUGCAGACUUCGGUGUGUCGUCUUGGCUUGUCCAUGCUGGCUUGCGCCGACGUACAGCGAAAACGUUCGUUGGCACUCCGUGUUGGAUGGCACCGGAGGUUAUGGAACAGGUUGAUGGAUAUGAUUACAAGGCUGAUAUAUGGAGCUUUGGUAUUACCGCCCUAGAGCUUGCGAAGGGUUUUGCACCGUAUGCAUUCCACCCGCCCAUGAAAGUACUGUUGCUUACAAUCCAAGAAGAACCGCCUUCAUUGAGGAGUUACUCGACAGAAAAGUCGAGUAGAGGUGAGUCUUUCUCGCGCUCUUUCAAGGAGAUGGUACGAAUGUGCUUGCAAAAAGAGGCUCGUAAACGCCCUACGGUGCACACCCUGUUGAACAGCAAAUUUUUCAAAACCAAGCGAUCCGUGACUCCACUGGUGGAGGAACUUUUGAACCUUAUUGGAAACAUAUCGGUGGAUGACGAAUCAACUGUAUUUAACGAGCGAGGUGUGGGCACGUUGCCUGUGAAUACUCCUUCUGCAAAGAGUGAACUUCUCACGUGUCCACAUAAUAUCAUGACCCGCCCUUGCGGUUUAACCUCCGAUCGAGGACCCGAAUAUAUUAUCGAUAACUCAAACAUCUCACGGAAAGAGUUCGCGAAUUGUACAGAGGAUAAUCAAGUGUCAACUCCUACGCUUUGUGCAGCACAUCAUUCACCAAGUUCACGGGGUGAAAGUGGCGAGUUUGUGCGAGGUACCACAUGGACGUUCGAUGAUGGUCACGAGGUGGUGCUUAAGUCGGAAUCCUUCAUUCGGCGUGAGAUUGAUGCGAAGUGUGCUCAGGACGACCAGGAAUGCGAAGCGAUUUUUGAUGAUCUCGAGGAUCUAAUGAAUCAACGUGGCGGGGAAUGGGACUUCAAAAAGAACCAUGACGUUACUGCCAACGAAGACCAAGCGGCAGAGGGUAAUGGAAAUUAAUUGCGCUCUAUGCUUCGUUCUCGGCCUUCUGGAAAUAGGACCCUGGGCAGGCUAUGGCAUUUUUAAGCGCAGUGAAGGACUGUGUCAGAGAGUCGUAAAAAAGGCCCGCAUGUCGAUCCUAAAGUUCUAUUCGAUUUAUUCCUGGUUUGCCCUGGUACAACUUAUGGCACCUGCCGUUGCAGCUGCGCGUUGCGCGUGCGGGUUGUUGCGGGCAUGCCCCGGUCCGUGGUGCUUGUGCGAUUUUUUCUGCUGCAUGUCGUGUUGGUUGGUGGUAAUUUCGCGCGGUAGUGCUGCCCGCAGACGGCCGGCCCACUCGAAAUAAGUAAGUAAGUAAGU